Messenger RNA from Eimeria tenella, 1551 nucleotides. RefSeq lists its product as uncharacterized. Gene Ontology annotation, biological process: DNA integration; DNA recombination. NCBI's taxonomy places the organism in Eukaryota, Apicomplexa, Conoidasida, Eucoccidiorida, Eimeriidae. Gene Ontology annotation, molecular function: DNA binding. The record is from RefSeq and is a predicted model, not a curated record. Bases 1 to 1551 code for a protein of 516 amino acids. The transcript is spliced from 8 exons.
AUGAAAUGCAGGCUUGCCGUCUUUCUCCUUGGCUUUCUCCUCUGUCUUGUGCACAAUUCGGAGGCCGCCAGUCUAGCGGUUUGGACCAAAGGCAACAGCGGGCGGGGCUUACCUGGGCUGCUCCUGGGGCAGCACUUGGUUGUGGCUGCUGGAAAAGAAGCACAAAGAAAGACCUGCUUUUGCUUCACAUCUGCAGCCCCCCGAUCUCUUGUGUUUUCUUACAGCCUAAAUGCAACAACAAGUCGGACAAAGACAGCCUCAACAGCAAAAAGACCAGCAGUUGAAGCAGCAGCGUUACCUGCGGAUGGAAACAGAGCUGCGGCGUCAAAGCCAAAAAGAAAACGUGGCCAGGUGCAAAGAGAAGCAGAAAUUUCAGCACCCUCUGCAAUAAAAAGUGAGAGUAACCGCGUCUCGGGUCAAAAAGGCAGCCAAGCAACAGCCCGUGUAGCUUCAGACACACCCGUUUUGCUGGAAGAUGCUGGUGCUGCUGAGUCAACUUCUUUGCCGGAUUUAUCUAAUAAAGAUGGAUUUUGUGGCGUUCCAAUCACUGGCCUCCGCACGGCCUGUAGGAAAAUGCAGCUGCCCAGCAAAGGCACUAGAAGUGAAUUGAUAGAGAGGCUGUUGGCGGUGGCCCCAACUCAGAAGAUUCUGGCUUAUGCGGCGGAACAGAAUGGCUUUAUGCAGCAGCAGCAGCAGCAGGCUCAGGAUGAGGCAGAGGGAACAGCUGAGCUGCCGGUAGGAGCUUCCUCCGAAAAACCAACCCCCAGCCGAUGCCACAGAUGUAACCACCGACUGUCUAGCAAGGCGCGUUUUUGCUCCAAGUGCGGCGCUACAAUCAACGUUCUAGGCCAAGAGACAUUGAGGGAGUUCGUUGAAAAAGCAUUUUGGCCCGUCAGAGAACAGGAAGUAGGGAGCAACACAAUGCGAGUUGAGCGAGGCUUCUGGCAGUCCAUUUUGCAGGUGAUUGGGGACGUUCCUGUUGCGAAUCUUUCAUCGGCAGUUUGGGAGAAGUAUUUAGGGGUACUAAAGAAGCGCAGCUGCUCUCCGCGCACCCAGGUGCUGCAUCAGGUUGCGUAUUUAGCUGCGCUGAAAUAUGCAGUGCACACCCGCCGUCUUGAGAGCAUUCACCCCUUUCGCAAAAUAAGAGGCUGUACGAAACGAACCCUCGUUUCUGUGCCUUUAACAGCUGAAGAGGUUUAUCUGCUGCUGGCUGCUACGCCGAACACCAUGCACUGUGCCUUAUUCGCUGUUGGAAUUGGCGCGGGUCUCCGGCCUUCGGAGAUUUUGUCUAUGCGAUGGGAAGACGUGAACAUGAAUGAAAUGACGGCGACGAUCCGUGGCUCAAAGACAGCCGCAUCAGCAGCCGCCAUUCCCCUCACUAAUCUUGCAGGGAGAGAGUUGAUGCGGUGGUGGGAGGAAGAAGGAAAACCUACAAGCGGGCUAUGCUUUUACGCGGAGGGAAUACGAACGGCGGAGAGCCGGGCGAAGUUAGAGAAGAAGACGCCGAUUCGAUCCUUCAAGAAGGCUUUACAGGCAGCGGCGCAGCGGUAA